AUGACGAUCAAAGGACCCAGGACACUGCAGAGCUGGCGGUUCUCGACGAACAUCAACUUCCGUUUUGAGUACACGGGCUAUGGGCUGACUUCCAGCGACACGCUGCGUAUCAUCUCCUCAGACGGGAGCUGCACAGACAACAACGGUGACCCCAAUUCCGCAGAUUUCUCUUAUACUGCUAUCAGGGUCAAGUGUCCGGAUCCGUGCUCCGACGUGACCCUCAACGACGGGGCGGAGCCUGGCGAUAUACCCACGAUGGUGCUCUCCUCCGACUCGUACAACUGCGACGAGCAGAACGAGGGUUGCAGCACCAACGACAUCGCGAACCUGACGGUGCGCGAGACCGAGACCGAGCUUGUUUUCGAGCAUGACCACGGCUUGUCGGUAGACGAGGAGAUCACUCUGGGGGCCAACAUCGACAUCGAAUGUGCCGACGAUGACAUCUCGUGCAUUGACGAGAAGGACGAGCAGAUUGCCACCCUCAAGGGAGUCUUUGACUACGCCGACCUCGCCACGCACACCUCCGACGCCCCAGACACGUACAUGGCAGCGCACAAGAUCACAUAUGCUUCGGGCAAUAUCCUCAGGUACGUCGAGGAGGUCGGACGGCUCACGAUCGUCGCGCCGACGACGAUGCUGGGGGCAACCCUGAGCCUCACGAGCACGCUCUACGGGCAGACGGCCCCCGUCGUCCUCACGUUCACCACCGCGACCGGCGUCACGGGCGUGCGGUACCAGGAAGCGGAGGGGAGUCUCCGGCUGAACUUCGUGAUCACGGACACCGAGAAGUUCGACAUGAAGUAUGCCGACGGAUCAGACAUGGAAGUGGAUUACGCCGAGGGCGACAAGGACCCCGGGGCCCUUGAUCUGAGGCCCCCCCUGGCCGACGGGCAGGUCAAGGCUUAG
Messenger RNA from Prorocentrum cordatum, 906 nucleotides. Lineage: Eukaryota; Dinophyceae; Prorocentrales; Prorocentraceae. The record is from the annotation of a GenBank genome assembly.